AUGUUAACUGUUAAUGACACCAAAUCCAUACAUGCCGUGUUCCUUCUCAGCGGGGUGCCUGCACAGCAAGAAGUCCAUCUCUGGAUUGCUGUUGCCUUCUGCAUAAUGUACGUCAUUUCAAUAGUAGGGAAUUCAGUCAUUCUGUUCAUUAUAAAAACAGAUCCAAGCCUCCAUGAGCCCAUGUACAUUUUCCUUUCCAUGUUGGCCGUCACAGACCUUGGGGUAUCGAUGACCACCAUGCCAACAAUAUUGGGAAUAUUCUUGUUUAACUCUAGAGAGAUCCGUUUUAAUGCCUGUUUUGCGCAGCUGUUUUUCAUUCACAUACUUCAAUGCACUGAAUCUGCUGUUCUCUUGCUGAUGGCCUUUGAUCGCUUCCUCGCAAUCAGUGACCCACUGAGAUACGCCUCCAUUUUAACCCCAUCGAGAAUAGCUAAGAUGGGACUGGUGUUUGUGCUAAGAGGGGUGGCUGUAGUAUUCCCAUUCCCCCUUCUCCUGCAACGGUUCCUAUAUUGUCGAGGAAACGUCCUCUCCCAUUCCUACUGCCUGCACCAGGACGUCAUGAAAUUGGCUUGUUCAGACAUCAGGGUCAAUAUUAUCUAUGGCUUAUUUACCAAACUGUUAACAAUGGGGUUGGACUCGCUGCUCAUCUUCCUUUCUUAUGUGCUGAUCCUCAAAACGGUGCUGAGCAUCGCGUCCCGCAUGGAGAGCUUCAGGGCCCUGAACACCUGCGUCUCCCACCUCUGCGCCGUCCUGCUCUUCUACGUACCAGAGAUUAGCUUGUCUGUGAUAUACAGAUUUCCAACAGGCUCGUCUCACUUGCUUCAGGUUCUCCUGGGCUACAUCUCCCUGUUCAUCCCACCCCUGAUGAACCCAGUGGUGUACAGCGUGAAAAGCACACACCUUCGUGCGAGGAUCAUCAGGGUGUUCAUCAAGUGA
Messenger RNA from Pelodiscus sinensis (Chinese soft-shelled turtle), 936 nucleotides. Lineage: Eukaryota; Metazoa; Chordata; Testudines; Trionychidae. The record is from RefSeq and is a predicted model, not a curated record.